Molecule: messenger RNA, 2155 nt
Organism: Pygocentrus nattereri (red-bellied piranha)
Lineage: Eukaryota; Metazoa; Chordata; Actinopteri; Characiformes; Serrasalmidae
Exons: 8
Coding region: 280-915 (211 amino acids)
Source: RefSeq, a predicted model, not a curated record
CAGUGAACUGUGGCCAUGUUGGAGCCCCACAGCUGUGGCUUCCCAGAUGUUUAUCGGGGUCAAAUUUCUUGGUUCGGGGGCGGGACUGAAUAACGGGAAAACUCAAAAACACCCACAGACUCACUGCCAGCGGACACGCCACUUCUUGUCCUUUCAAGCUGCGAAGUAACUGACUUUAGCACACGGGACCAGCGGAGAUGACAGGAAAACCGACAUGACUUUCAGCUGUGAAUAAUCUCGCCCUUUCUGCCUGAUGCCUUUUUCAUUGGUGACAGUGACAUGGAGAUUGUUGACUCAGCUGACCAUAAUGCUGCAUCCCAAAACGAUAAUGCUCCAAAUGAAAUAGGAGCACUGGUGGAGGUCACCUUUCAGAAAAACCCCCAUCAAGAACAGAAGUACUUGGAGGCAGAGCCCAAAGCUUUAGGGCUAACCCAGAUUAUGCUGAGUCUCUUUGCCAUAAGUAUCACAAUUGUAAUUAUGCACAGUGAUGAAAUGGCCCCCAGUCUAUAUGGUACCACCUGCAGCCUCUCUACACUUGGAAUAAUAGCUGGUAGCGUGGCGAUAGCUGCACAGAAUCUUCAUCUUCCUAAACUGAAGGCCUGUUUGGUAAUGCAGAUAUUGACAUGUGCAGGGUCAGUGGUCUGCUUCAUUAUCAGUUCGGGGAUAACAGUUGAUACACGUAUAGACUCCGACUGCUGGUACCAUAACUAUGAAAAUUCAACUUUGCACCAAGAUCUCUGUGAAAAAAUUAUGGAGGCACUUUCACAUCUGGGAGGACUCGAAAUGCUAUGUCAGGCAGCUCAGGUUGCCAUCUCUGCCACCUUAGCUGCAUUCUGCUGCAAAGUGAUUCAGUGCUGCUCACCCCGGGCUAGCAUGCCCAUGAUUGUUGUGAAUGCACCCACAGCUCCUCACUGAAGGUUAUUCAUUUAACAAACCAUCUAGUUCUUAUACGGAGUUCAUCUAAAUCUAACCCAUACAUAACUGCAAAUAUACUGUUGAUUGUACACAUAUGCACAUUUAAAAAUAUGUAGUAAAUGUUUAAAAUUAAACAAUAAUAUAAUAUUAAUUGAAAUUUCUGGUGUGUGUUUAAUCAGUUAUUGAUUGUAGCAUUUUUACUCAUGAAUAACAGCAGUUGUUAAAAAAUGUAUUUGUGUAUGUAUUAAGGUAUAUAUACAGCAGCCUGGGUUGCAGUUUAAUGGAGCCAAAAUUCACUAAUGUGAAAAAUAUGCACUACAGCAUUGUUUAGGAAAAAAACAAAAACACUUGGCAUUUCCAGUUAAGUGAGAUUUGGCUAUUUUGCUUAAAAUAGAAUAGAACUUAAAAGGAGCUCCAUUCAGUUCCAACAAUAUAUGCAAAUAAAUGUGUUGUGUUAACAAGUGAGUAUUAACAAGUGCCAUCAAAGGAUCUAAAUUAUAAGGUGCAACUAGUCUUUAUUGGAUCUUUCAAGCUAAAGAAAAACAGCUUCACAUUACAGCCUAGAAUCUACUAGACCACUGUGAUCCAGACAGAAUACAAAUAAAAUAUAUGUACAGAUUAUACAGAAAAAACAUGAAAAACGUUUAAUAACACAACCGAUUUAAGGAGUCUCUGAGUUGUUGUUUAAUUUUUGUGUUUCACUUGUCACUAAUGCACUGCUAGCCUUUUUGUCCAGCAAAAGUGUAUUCAAUUGGAAAUUGCUUGUCUCUGUAAGCAAUUGUGGGUAAAUUUUAAUAAUUGACAUAUAUUUUUGCAAUAAUUGUAAUGUGUUUUAUGGUUGUGUGUCGUGUUUUUUUUUUUUAUUAUUCAUGUCAUUACAUUGACUUUUUACUGACCUUCUGUGACUUUUUUUUUACUGUUUUAAAUGUUUUUAUUGCAUUUUUAAAAUUCCAUUGGGACAAGCACAGAAGCAGCAUAUAUGCAAUAUGCUGCAGUUUUACAGUGUUGUAAUGAGAUAUUAUGCAUAUCAUAAAUUUGUCAAUGCUUUUUCACAUGAAGUGGGGUCUAAAGGUCUAAGGCCAAUUUAAACCUGCAGAUAAACAAGUGAAAGUUUUAGAACUUUGAAUGGUUUAAAGCAAAGAAAAAGUGACAAUUAAAAUGAAUGUGACAGCCACCAUGUUCAGGCAUUUGUAUUUUUUUUUACUCUUGCUUCUUCAAUUAAAGUUUGCGUUUAGACUAC